Amphiprion ocellaris (clown anemonefish) is the source of this 963-nucleotide messenger RNA. RefSeq lists its product as uncharacterized. The transcript has 7 exons. Bases 119 to 595 code for a protein of 158 amino acids. The record is from RefSeq and is a predicted model, not a curated record. NCBI's taxonomy places the organism in Eukaryota, Metazoa, Chordata, Actinopteri, Pomacentridae.
GAGGUCAUCUUCCGUUCGGCAGUCGCUAGCAGGAGACGAAGUCAGACAACCGGGAGCGGUGCAUGAAACAUUAUUUUUCUGGUUGAGCAGUUGGGUUUUACACUGUAAAUUGCCACACAUGGCAGCAGAGGCAGCUCAGCAGGCUGAGGAAAGCGAUGGGAAAAACUGGGAUCCCGACAAACUUAUGCCAUGUCCUUAUGACAAAAACCAUCAAAUCCGAGCCUGCCGCUUUCCUUACCACCUUAUAAAGUGCAAAAAGAAUCAUCCCAAACUGGCCAGUGAGCUAAAGACUUGUCCUUAUAAUGCUCGCCACCUGGUCCACAAGCGUGAGCUGGCACGCCACACUGAGACCUGUGAGAACAGAAUGUGUGUUUACACUGAGGACGCUGGAAGCACAAAUGGAAAUUGGCACGUUCCAGUCAGUACCUGGGUAAACCCGAUUGUGAUUGAGGAUUGGGACAAAGAGGCCGACGAGUUUGCAGCGCCGUUCGUGUGGGGCGUCAACACACUCUUGGAUCAAAUUCAAGAGACGAGGCCUCCUAACAACCUUGGUCCAAGUUUCAGAGCCCCCAACACCCUCCCAUGGUCGGAUUAAAAGACCUAAUUUGUGUUUCCUGCAGAUCCAGACUGAAGCUCAAUGUAGGCCUAUUGUAUGAUUGCAUGUAUGGAUAUUUACUUUUGUACUAAUAAGUUUUUAAUUUCCACUACUGUUCUAAGUUGUUGGGAGCUCAUUUUAAGUCACUGGAUGCAGAAGGUUUUGUUGCGUAAAAUAUACACACUCAAGCAGCGUCAUUGUUUUCUGUGUUCUAUUGUCUUGCAUUCUUCGUUACCAAAACAGAUAGCACUGGUCAAAAAAUUGUGUGCUGCUUGUAGUAAACAUGUUUAUCUGAAGUAAUUUUGCGUAGCUGAAAAUGAAUAAUAAACUUGUCCACACGCUUUACAGCACGUGGCUUGAAAAUACUA